This is a messenger RNA of Panicum hallii, 3816 nucleotides long. RefSeq names its product ent-copalyl diphosphate synthase 2-like. The transcript is spliced from 13 exons. The record is from RefSeq and is a predicted model, not a curated record. NCBI's taxonomy places the organism in Eukaryota, Viridiplantae, Streptophyta, Magnoliopsida, Poales, Poaceae. Gene Ontology annotation, biological process: gibberellin biosynthetic process. Gene Ontology annotation, molecular function: terpene synthase activity; magnesium ion binding. Bases 1005 to 3398 code for a protein of 797 amino acids. Gene Ontology annotation, cellular component: chloroplast.
CCGUGAUAUGUCCCCAGGUGUCGAAAGGUUGAAGAUGAAAACAUCGGUUGUUUGGCGCAAGUUCUUUCUUCUUUUGCCCUUAUGAUGUAGACACAUUGGUCCAUGUGGAAGUAGUAUAUAGUCCUGAUGUCCUCCGUCACCUGUGAGGCCUGUGAACACAAAACGUUUGAAUGGAACCAAGAACGAUCACGUGGUUCCAGAUGCAUGCAUCAUGUAUCACUACAAUUUUUGCCUCGCUCCACGUUUUCUCCCCUUCCCUUUCGUCGUCGUGUGCAGCAGAUGGAUGCAUGUGCAUGUACCACUCGCAACCCAACUUGCUAGUGAUUUUCUAAUCACGUGUGUGGACUAUCGGCGAUCGAUCAUUGUGGUAAGUCCUCUCCUGCAGUUGCAGACAGUAGCAUCAUGGUCUCCCAAUGAUUUGAUCGACAGCACAGAAACAGGAGAGGACAAGGAGUUCGUACUGGAAGCGGAUAACAAGAAGAAGUUGCAGAGAGCUUUAUCUAUCUGAGAAAACAGAAGCUGCAGAGAAGUUUCGUUCAGAGGUCAGCCAACAAGAGUGGCGAGAGGGAGAGGAAAUGUCAAUCGGGUACAACGAGAACGCAGCCGGCCCGGCCCCAGUGUCAAAACAUGAAACGUUUCGCGCAUGGGCUUUUUAUUGGACUGCUUUGCUUGACCGUGGAAAUAUCAAUCAGUAAGAGGCAAAAACGGCCGGCAGUGUACAAGUCCCCAAGGGCCGGGUCGCAUAGUCAACACCUCGUGGAUGGACCAGCGGAGGAAAAGCAGGCAAAUUGCAGCCAGAACGGCACGGCGGCGUAGGUGCUCUUGGGUGCCAACAUGCGCGCGCGCAGACCUGUAUAUAUACCGGUGCCAUCGUUUGUGAUCUCAGAGCGGUAGUGUUCUCUUUAACGGUUGUUCUAUUCUGUACUCGGUUAGCACCCAGUCAGGCAGUCAGAGAGAGAGAGAGAGAGAUCAGAGAGAUCAGAGAGAGAGAGACCAGAGAGAGAAUGCAGGGCUUAACAGCACCCGCUGCUGCGUCCCCAGCCACAGCAUUGCUCCGACGACGGACUGCCGGGACACAGCAGCUUCAGCAUGCCCUGCCCGGGCGCGCAUUGCGCUGGCGACGUGAGCGAUCUCAUCACGGGUUCAUCGUGGAGGCACGACAGAGCGAAGCACCUGAGGCAGUUGCACACAAACCAGUUGUUGAGAAGACACAGCAUAAGGGUGAGCCAACAAGACACAUCGACGAAAUGAUCGGCACCGUCAGAGCAUCGUUGAGGGAGAUGGGAGGCGGCGACAUCAGUUUCUCCCCAUACGACACAGCGUGGGUCGCCCUUGUGAAGAAGUUGGAUGGUGGAGAAGGCCCGCAGUUCCCCUCGUGCAUCGACUGGAUCGCUAACAACCAGCUCCCAGAUGGCUCAUGGGGCGAUGACGCCUUCUUUCUAGUCCAAGACCGGCUCAUCAACACCUUGGCUUGCGUCAUCGCUCUGAAAACUUGGAAUGUUCAUAGCGACAGGUGCAACAAAGGCUUGUCGUUUGUCCAUGAGAAUAUAAAGAGACUACCCGAGGAUGAUGAGAAUUGGAUGCUGGCCGGUUUUGAGACAAUCUUCCCAACGCUGCUAGAGAUGGCGAAGGAUGUAGGCCUUGACAUGCCUUGUGAUGACCCCGCGUUGCAGGACAUAUAUGCCAAAAGAGAUCUAAAACUCGCUAAGAUUCCGAAAGAUGUACUGCACUCUGUACCAACAGCUUUGCUUCUUAGCUUAGAGGGAAUGCCAGGCUUAGACUGGGACAGGUUGUUCAAACUCCAGUCUCCAGACGGCUCCUUCUUGUCGUCAGCAGCUCCGACAGCUUAUGCUCUUAUGCAAACAGGCAACAAGAAAUGCCUCGAGUACCUUACCGACAUCGUCCACAAGUUCAACGGGGGAGCACCCUUUGUCUACCCCGUGGAGCUGUACGAGCGCAUAUGGGUUGUCGACCGGUUGGAGCGGUUAGGCUUAGCCUCCUACUUCAGGGCCGAAAUUGACAGCAAUUUAGCCUACGCUUACAGGCACUGGAGUGAUGAAGGCAUAGGUUUUACCUGGGACUGCAUGGUGAAGGACAUCGAUGACACGGUCAUGGGUUUCCGUCUCCUCCGGCAGCACGGCUACCACGUCUCUACUGAGGCCUUAAAGCAUUUCGAGACGAAGGACGGCGAGUUCGUGGUGUACCGGGGGCAGACCAACCAGUCGGUGAGCGCGAUGUACAACCUGUACCGCGCCGCCGACCAGGCCGCCUUCCCCGGCGACGACGGUGUUGUCCGGCGUGCCAAGGCCUACAGCUACGCGUUCCUUCAGGAGAGGCGAGCCUCCGGCGACCUCAACGACAAGUGGAUCAUCUCCUCGGGCCUGCCCAGCGAGGUCGCCUACGGCCUCGACUUCCCCUGGAAGGCGAAUCUGCCGCGCGUGGAGACGAGGAUGUACCUGGAGCAGUACGGUGGCAGUGACAAUGUGUGGAUCGGGAAGGUCCUUCACAGGAUGCAUCUCUUCAACAACGAGCUGUUCCUCAAGUUGGCGAAGGCCGACUUCAGCAACUUCCAGAGGCAAUGCCGACUUGAGUGGCAGGGCCUCAAAAGGUGGUGUGAAAAAAACAAUCUUGAAAUGUAUGGGGUGACUCCACAGAGCGCGAUGAGGGCCUACUUCCUGGCAGCAGCCAACAUCUUCGAACCAGACCGAGCGGCGGAGCGGCUGGGAUGGGCGCGCACAGCGGUGAUUGCCCAGGCCAUCUCUUCAUGCUUCCUGAGCAGCAACGCUUAUGCUACUGACAGCAUGCUGGAAGGGCUCAUUGGUGAACUCACUAGUGACGGCCACAAUCUUGCAAGGCGUGGAGGAAAUUAUUCGACGACGGAGAAUGGCCUCCUCAAUGCACUUCAUGAGCUGAUCGAUCUCUCUGCACCUGGAAAAGAUGCUUCUGACAAUCUCCGUGAAGCUUGGAAGACAUGGCUGAUGGAAUUGACCACGAACGGUGGCCAUGAAUCAUGUGGAGGAAACACAGCACUGUUGUUAGUUCGCACAGUGGAGAUCUGCUCAGGGAGACACAGUUCAGCCAACCAGAAUUUGAAGCCUGCCGAGUAUUCCCAGCUUGAGAAGCUAACCUCUUCCAUCUGCAGCAAACUUGGCUCUAGGAGUCUCUCUCAGGUCAAUCAGAAUGGAACAACCAUGGAGAACACUGAGAAUUUAGAACAGCAGGUAGAUCAGGAGAUGCAAGAGCUGGCUCAGUGUGUUUUUAAGAGCCGCGACGCUAUAAGCAGGGUGACCAAGCAGACAUUUCUCCAUGUGACUAGGAGCUACUGCUACGUUGCUCAUUCUUCACCUGAAACAAUCGACAGUCACAUCUCCAAGGUCAUAUUUGAGGAUGUCGUUUAGGAGGACAAGACCCUUGGGCUCCCAUUGCAUUUAAACUCACCGUGUAGUAAAUCAACACGCCAUAAUAUGAUUGUACUAUUAAUAAAUCUUUAAACCUGGAAAUUGAAGGUCAUUUCCACCUUCAAUUCUCGCACAUAACCAGCCAUGGCUGCAGAGCCGAGGAAGGUGUCGUUAGAUAGACAUGUAUGUGGAUCAUGUAAACAACCGCAACAAUUUGGUCGUGGGCCGGCCUAGGGUUGCUGUUUAGAUUUGUUGUACAAUAGUUGGAUACAUUGAGUUUGUUGUAACUAGUUGAUGAGCAAUCCAUGCCUGGCCCUAUCCGGUUAUUGCACAUUGUAAUCUUGCCACAUGUUGUCGACCCUUUAUUAUUAACAUGAAGGCCGUGCAUAGAGAAUGUGCAAUUUCUUUCCUCCCCAAA